Hypomesus transpacificus is the source of this 4239-nucleotide messenger RNA. Its product is annotated as transcription initiation factor TFIID subunit 4-like. The coding region runs from base 494 to 3043 and encodes 849 amino acids. The record is from RefSeq and is a predicted model, not a curated record. The transcript is spliced from 15 exons. Gene Ontology annotation, biological process: transcription initiation at RNA polymerase II promoter; DNA-templated transcription. Gene Ontology annotation, cellular component: transcription factor TFIID complex. Lineage: Eukaryota; Metazoa; Chordata; Actinopteri; Osmeriformes; Osmeridae. Gene Ontology annotation, molecular function: protein heterodimerization activity; DNA binding; RNA polymerase II general transcription initiation factor activity.
UUGACGUUAUAUCUCAUGGACGCAGGCGUACGUUAGUUUGUAACUCUUUCAGUCCACACACACCUCGCAGAAGUGUGAAGAUGGCGUCAGGCUCUGAUCUGCUGUACCAGGUCUUUCUGAAUACAGAGGUGGACGAAAAAGUAGUCUGUGAUCUUGUGGGAUCUCUUGAAUCCGAGCUUGUAAGCUCGGUUCACAUAAACCCUGGGGUUGAGAGUCAGACAGGCACCCAACACAUGGCUAGUACCGGAACAAGGAAUAACGUUAAUGCUAGCUAAUGUCCCGAUCAAACUGGGACUUGUUGAAGAGGUUGCCAAAGCAGGUAUAGUGUUACUACAACGUUGUCUUGCUAACUGUUUCCCCAAGUGUAAGAUAAAACAAACGCCAAUUGUUACUCAGGUAGAACUUGGAAGUUGUCUGGCUUGAACUGUUUCCGCUGCAAAAUCGGGACUGGACGUGCAAGUGUCAUUAGCACAGUUCAGUUUUCAUUUUCGCUAUGGACGCAUCACCGGCUGAGUCGGACUCAUCGACAGAAAAUGACCAAAUCAAGACAAUUGUUGUUAGUGUAAAUGCUGUCUCAAAUCACGUGGAAAAAGGUACAUCGUCAGUAAAAACUUUUAAUGGAAGCAUUAUCUCUCACAGUUCAGGAACCACUUCCUCUCUAACGGGAAAAACUGGUAGCAAAAGCGGCAGUACAGUAGACAGCAAUGAACUAAAAUUGUCAAAUGUGACAAUGCCUCCCACAUCAAAGAGUGUCAUUCAGACUUGUAUUAAACCACUAAAUACUGUUACCUCAUCUUUGGCUGCUGGUUUGGGUGGUGGGCUUACCGGAACGCUUGUGAAGCCGUGUAUGCAAACUGCAGGAUCGUAUACAACUUUGAAUGGGGACAGUUGUACGGAAAAUGUCAAAGCACCGAAUCAACCCUUAACGUCUGCACCAUUAAGGAGCAUUCAAACUCCACUUUUAAACAGUGAUCAGUCACCUAGUUCCUCAGUGCCUGCCAGUGCAGGAUCGCACAUUGUCAAGGCAGAGGCGGUCCAAUCAUCGGUCCAAACAAUCAUAAAGACAGAACCGCAGACUGUUCCAUCCGUUGUUGCAAAUGCGGACAGUUUAAUAACACCGGGGAUAAUCAUCAAGAACUCGUUGCUGCAAAGCACACCAAAGACGUGCACUCCUGUGACAGCAGCUGCUAGCCUGGGCGGAAUCAGAACCGUAGCGCCACAGGUGUUAGCCCCAAGCAUCUCCCAGACAUCCCCGAAUCAGCCCAACUUACAGAACAUCCAGCUGCCCCCAGGUAUGGUCCUGGUGCGCAGUGACACUGGGCAGCUGCUGAUGAUCCACCAACAGAUCCUGUCUCAGAUGCAGACGUCUCGCCUUGCCUCCCCCACAAGCACACCACAGGUCCAAAUCACCUCAGUCCAGACCCCUGGUACCUCCAUCCUGCCCAGACAGGUGACCCCCACCAGACAGGUGACCCCCACCACCAUCAAGCAGGAGUCUCCUGCCCUCACCUCUGCCCCUGUCACCAUCACACUUCAGAGACCCCAGGUUUUACAGAGCCCUAUAGCUCAGGCACUACCAGGCACAUCCCAACAGACAGUCAGCCCAUCCACUGGGACCACUGUCACCUUGGCAACGGAAACCAUGGAGAACGUGAAAAAAUGCAAGAACUUUCUCUCGACUUUAAUCAAACUGGCAUCCAGCGGGAAGCAGUCUUCACAGACAGCGGAAAACGUCAAAGACCUGGUCAAAGACCUGCUGGAUGGCAAGAUUGAACCAGAGGACUUCACCAGUAAGCUGUACAAAGAGCUCAGCUCCUCACCUCAGCCUUACCUUGUGCCUUUUCUCAAGAGAAGCCUUCCAGCCCUGAGGCAGCUCACCCCAGACUCAGCUACAUUCAUCCAGCAGAGCCAGCAGCCAGCUCCUAUGGUGGGCCUCGGCAGCCCAGCUCUAAUGCCUGCUGCCUCAGCCUCCAGAUCCCACCUCCACCCUGUCACCAGCAAACAGGGACACCCAGCAUCACUGGUGCAGCAGGGGACCAUAGUAAGGCCUCCCCAGGUUACCCUGGCAACAACCUCCAUGGUAUCGCUGAGGGGUCAGGCCCCCAGUGGCUUAAUACUGGGGCAGUCACAGGUGCAGUUUAAACAGCUGCAGCAAGUCCCCAUGGCAAGGCCUGGUUUGAUACCUGGCUUUAAAACCAUAUCUGGCCCUGCUUCCCUGGCCACUGCAGCCCACACGAAUAAGCUGAGAGGGACCUGUGCAGGCACCUACAGGGAGGAGGAUGACAUCAAUGAUGUGGCGUCCAUGGCCGGGGUAAACCUGUCUGAGGAGAGCGCUCGGAUCCUAGCAACCAACUCUGCGCUGGUGGGGGCAGUGACGCGCUCCUGUAAGGAUGAGGCAUUCCUCCAUAGCUCCACUCUGGAGAGGAGAAUCCUGGAGAUAGGCCAGAGAUGUGGGGUAGGAGAGCUGGGCCCAGAGGUGGUGACCUUCUUGUCCCAUGCCACCGAACAGAGGCUCCGAAACCUGCUGGAGCGGGUCACUGAGGUGGCUCAGCACAAAAACAUCCGUUUCAAGGAGGAUAGUCGGUACGAGCAGAGAAGCGAUGCGAGGGCCCAGCUCAAGUUCUUUGAGCACCUGGACCAGGUGGAGAAGCAGAGGAAAGAAGAGCAGGAGAGAGAGAUCCUGAUGAAGGCUGCAAAGUCUCGAGCUCGACAAGAAGACCCGGAGCAGCUGCGACUGAAACAGAAGGCCAAAGAGAUGCAGCAGCAGGAGCUAGCUCAGAUGAGACAGAGGGAGGCCAACCUUACUGCUCUGGCAGCCAUCGGCUCCAGGAAGAAGAGGAAGCCCGGCUCUGCAGCCUCUCCUGCUGGAGCAGAUGGUUCGGGGUUCAGUCCUUCUGUGUCAGGGAGUCCAGGUUCGGCGGCGUCCAGGCAGUUCAGCCGUCAGCGCAUCACCAGGGUGAACCUCAGGGACCUGCUCUUCUGCCUGGAGAACGAGAGAGAGAGCAAUCGCUCCCAGCUCAUCUACAAAGGCUUCCUAAAGUGAAGAGACUAAAGAGAGAGAAAGAGUGAGGGAGAUCCUCCUGGGUGGGAAGAGUCCUUCCUCUCUCACUUCAGAAUGUUCCUCAGAUAGUCUUUUGACUUUCAUCUCCACCGAGAGAUGGAUAAAGAGACUCCUCAGUGACUGAAUACCUUUUGAAUUUCAGUUGUUUUCAUCCUACCUUCAAAUGUAACUCAAUGAUCCAGGCGGCUCCUCUGACUACCAUGUAGGCCAUUGUUCUUUUUCAAGUCUAAGACACGACUUUCCUAGACAUACUCUUGUUUUACUUGUAUGGAUUUUCACUUAUUGUAACAGGCACACCUGGUGGCCCCUUUUAAUGAUCUUAAGUAUAAUACUUUGAAGGUGGUUUUUAAUGUUUUGACCAAUCACAUACAGUAUAUGACACUGUAGGGUAAAAAGUCAAUUCUGUUUAGUGUAUGAAAUGAAAUCAUACAAAUAGUUUUAACCAAAUUUUACUAUAGUUAUCUAGCAGGAUUUUUAAUUAGCAUCAACCUAGUCAGUGUGAAUAACAACAAAAUAGGCCAUCUACUGUAUUUGUAUAUGAUUCUUAUGAACAUUAAAAGUAAGACGUCAGAUAAUUAUAAUCUUGCAAUAUACUUAUUGCAAUAACACUGAGUUUGGUUGCACUAUGCUUUAAUUCCCUGUCUAGUAUGUUUUUUAAUCAGUUUAUACAUAUUUUCUUUCCAAGUAUGGAAAUCUAUAUUUUUGUGUGUGCCAUUUUGUAGCAACAAAUUGAUAACAGGAUAUAUAAUUGGUGUUUUUGUUGAUUUCAUGCUUUUAUUCUUGCACUUGCACUGAGGGAUUCAAUUUCAAAAAUGAUGUUCCCUGAUCUGACAUAAGGCUUUGUGGGGUUCUGUACAGCAUGCCUAGUGAUUUGGGUUGGGAUUUAAGGAAUGUAUUAUUGCACCAACAAUCUACAAUACAAGCCCUUUUAGACAUGCAACAUUUGUACUUUUUUAUACCAAGGUUCUUGACAAUCGAUGACAUGACAGUUAUAAUUGUCAAUGUCUCUUAUACAGCCUGUGCACCCAAUGUCUUCCUAUUGGUGAAUUUCUGCCAGCAUGUUUGUCUCACAGAGAAAUUCCAUGGAUAAUCUGAGAAUGGUUUCUUGUACAUUUUGCACAGAUUUUUGUCCAUAUGUAAAUGUUUUUAUAUAGGUCUGAAUAAAUGAUUUUAAUAUA